AUGAGGGAUAAAAAACUACCUAUCGAGUGCCAUAAAGACUAUUCAGAAGCAAAAAAGGCUGCUAAAAUAUUAAGAGAAUUCACAGAAAUUACUUCCAGAAAUGGACCUGACAAGAUCAUUCCUGCCCAUAUAAUCGCCAAGGCGAAAGGACUCGCAGUCCUGUCUGUGGUCAAGGCUGGGUUCCUGGUGACAGCCAGAGGAGGCAGCGGCUUCGUGCUGGCACGGCGUACCGAUGGGAAAUGGUCCGCACCUUCUGCCAUUGGGAUAGCUGGCCUUGAAGCUUUUGCAAAGGGUGGUAAUCUGACACUCGGCGGGAACCUCACGGUGGCUGUCGGGCCUGUGGGAAGGAACUUAGAAGGGAAUGUUGCCCUGAGGAGCUCAGCUGCCGUCUUCACGUACUGCAAGUCCAGGGGUCUCUUUGCUGGUGUGUCUCUGGAGGGCAGCUGUCUGAUCGAAAGGAAAGAGACUAAUCGAAAAUUUUAUUGCCAAGAUAUUCGAGCUUAUGAUAUUUUAUUUGGAGAUAUACCGCCACCUGCUCAAGCAGAAGAUCUCUAUGAAAUUCUCUAUUCCUUUACUGAAAAGUAUGAAAAUGAAGGACAACGAAUCAACGCCAGGCAAGCAGCACGUGAGCAGCAGCGCAAGGCUAAAGAAUUACCCCCAAAACCAGGGUUGAGACCACAAAAGCCAUCGGCACCUGUCCACCUGACUUCUGGCUCUCAAAGUGACAGAAAUGAGUAUAAGCUCUAUCCUGAACUUCCUAGCUAUCAUGAGAGAGUUGGCAAUUCAAAUCUGCCGAUAGGAGGCUGA
Molecule: messenger RNA, 807 nt
Organism: Nycticebus coucang (slow loris)
Lineage: Eukaryota; Metazoa; Chordata; Mammalia; Primates; Lorisidae
Product: SH3 domain-containing YSC84-like protein 1
Exons: 3
Coding region: 1-807 (268 amino acids)
Cellular component (GO): ruffle membrane
Molecular function (GO): phosphatidylinositol binding
Source: RefSeq, a predicted model, not a curated record